AUGGAUAGCUUUGAGUCGAUGUGUGGCCAUUUGAAUCCGGCAAUUUCGGUUUUGUUCUAUACUUUUGGCAAAAUACCUCUUUCUUAUGUUUUUGCAUAUAGUUUUUGCCAAUUAAUUGGUGCUUUUAUUGGAACAAUCUGCGCAUAUUUAUUAUAUUACGAUCAAAUAUAUCAUGUACUGGGUGUUGAACGAAUUGCCGUUGGUCCAAAUGCUACUGCAACCCUCUUUACUUCAAUGCCACCACCACACCUAUCGAAUACAAUUGCUUUCUUUGAUCAAUUUGUUGGAACUGGAUUUCUAGCACUAUUUGCAUCAGUGGUCAUUGAUAAACGUAUCAAUAUACCUGCAGCACUUCAUGCUUUGUUAUUUGGUUUUGUAGUUGCAUUAAUUGGAAUGGCAUUCGGCAUGAAUCUAGGAUAUCCAAUAAAUCCUGCUCGGGAUCUUGCACCACGUAUUUUCGCAGCUAUGAUCGGUUACGGGAUUGAAGUCUUUACGUUAGUCUUAUCUCUAAAAUACUGA
This is a messenger RNA of Dracunculus medinensis (Guinea worm), 519 nucleotides long. Lineage: Eukaryota; Metazoa; Nematoda; Chromadorea; Rhabditida; Dracunculidae. The record is from the annotation of a GenBank genome assembly.